AUGUUGGAGAAACUGCUGCCCGAGGCUGCUACCUUCGCUGAAUACCUCUACGGGUAUGUGAAGUGUGUCCCGGUGUUGUCUGAAGAGCAGAAAGGAGACUUUGCUCAGCUGGAGCUGGUGAUGACUAAAGAGUUCAUCUCUCAACAACUCAUCCACCUCACCGCUGAAGCGUGUGGUGGCUGUGUUACAGGAGAUGCUGGUCCUACCUCAGACUCCUCCUCUCUGGUCUCUCUGCUGACAGAGAAACUACUGACCCUGAUACCUGACGACCACAGACGCAUUCAGACCGUGGCGGAGGUGAUCUCGGAGGUGCGUGAGCCCAUCGUCGUCAGACAGCCGCUGGAUGAGAACGAGAACCGCAGGAAACAAGUUAAGCUAGCGGAGGUGAAAGUUGGUAUCCUAGAAGCUAAACAGGCCUUAGAGGAGUGUAUCAGUAACCAGGAGUUCAACAGAGCAGCGGAGCUGAAGGACUCUAUAACUGACCUGGAGAACCUGAGGAACAACAUCCUGCAGGAGGAGACACCGCAGGAGGACAAGGAGACAGAGACACGCAUGGAGAAGACGGACCCAGAGACCCUCCUGCGCUGUCUGACCAUGUGUGUUGAGCUGUUGAAACAGAUGAACAUCAAGACGAGGAUCGGUCCGACCAUGUCAGCUCUCCUCUCCUCUCUG
Messenger RNA from Oncorhynchus nerka (sockeye salmon), 672 nucleotides. RefSeq names its product condensin complex subunit 3-like. Gene Ontology annotation, biological process: mitotic chromosome condensation. Lineage: Eukaryota; Metazoa; Chordata; Actinopteri; Salmoniformes; Salmonidae. Gene Ontology annotation, cellular component: condensed chromosome; condensin complex; cytoplasm. Gene Ontology annotation, molecular function: protein binding. The transcript is spliced from 6 exons. The annotation marks the transcript as partial. The record is from RefSeq and is a predicted model, not a curated record.